Messenger RNA from Nezara viridula (southern green stink bug), 2154 nucleotides. The record is from the annotation of a GenBank genome assembly. NCBI's taxonomy places the organism in Eukaryota, Metazoa, Arthropoda, Insecta, Hemiptera, Pentatomidae.
AUGUGGCAACACCGUGAAGAUCCUGAGGCUAAUGUAUUGGUGGACGCCUACGUUGCUAAGCACUACUAUUAUAUCUUAAUAAUAUCCGGGCUCUAUCCCAAGAUGGACAAAAGAAACCGCAUUUUGAGCACUUUCCAGUUGAUGAUGUACGUUAUUAUACUGGUCCACCAAAUGGUGAUCAUUUUAAAAUCUACAAUCACCAUUUAUGGAUUCAGCAUGGUCCUCUUUAGCCAGAACGUCCACUUGUGGCUCCUAAUGCAAGUCGCUCUAAUCGUACUAGCAAGCUGCGUAUGGAAGAAUUUAAGCAUGUUCCUCGUCCACAGGUUGUUAGCAAACGAUUUCUAUGAUUACCAAGAACCAGCUGCCAAUGGGGAGGAUAUCUUACGUUCCAAAAUGAAGACGGAGCGUCGUCGAUUAGCUCUCAUUCCGAUCGGCGUGGCCGUAGCUGCGGGAGUCGUCCUAAUUGUUACACCGAUCGUCGACUUAAGAGUAGGAUCGUUCGAUUUCAACAGCACCGCUCACAUUUUCGACUACCACUUUCCUCUCCCUUAUACCAAGUACCCAUAUUACGUGGAAGACGGUUUUGGUUUCUGCUUCGCAUUUUUUGGACAAGUUGCAUGUGGAUUGCUAAUGUCAGCUAUUAUCGCCGGUGGGGGUUUUCUUUUUAUUAACAUGUCGGAGAACGUAUGCCUUCAACUGAUGAUCUUAAACAACUCUUUGGACAACAUCGAAAGCAGAAUAGAACAUCUCUACUCGAAACUAUUCGGAAAAAUGGAUGAAGACCGUAUGGAUUCGCUUCGACAUGACAACCGUUACGCUUAUUGCUUCACUAAGUGCCUGAGAAAGAAUUUCGAGCACCACCAAGUUAUACUGAAGGCUUUCCACCUCCUCGAAGAUAUUUCUUCUCUGCCAGUAGGCAGUUCUUAUAUGACUGGCACUAUUGUUAUAGCUCUUAGUUUAAUAUCAGCUGGAUCGAAUACUGAACUUAGAUCCAAGAUCUACAAUACAAGGUGGUACAUGUGCAGCAAAGAAGUCAAACGCACUUUGAUGAUUUUCCAAGAGAAGACUUUAAAACCAAUGAUCAUGACAGCGGGAAAAGUCGUCCCAGCCAAUAUGGAGACAUUCACUACGGUAGGUGGGACAGGAAACUGACAUAUUGUUUUUUAACUAAUUCAGCAAUUUAGGCUGGAGAGUACCAAUUGUUUUUAUUAUAUAUGUAUAUAUUGUAUCACCUUGACGUGUCAUGAUAAUAUGUUCACUCAUUUUUUCAGGUGAUGAAUGCUGCCUAUUCUUAUUAUAACUUAGUAAAUGCAUUUGGCAAAAAAUAAAUUAUAUUUAUGAUGUAGUCAUUGCACCAUUAAAAAUAUUAUUAUUGCAACAUAUUGUGUUUCUUUUCCUCGCCCCUUACGCAUUAAUAUCUAUUCCAUUUAUUUAUUAUUGAAUGCCUACUGAAUUAUUUUUGUAAUGAAUUAUUAUUUAUCUUUGCUUCUACCCCGAAGGAUCACUGACAUUUCUUCUAUUUGUAUUCUCGGUGAUAAAACAUGAUUCGUUUUAAGUAUUGCAUUAGGGAUUUCAAUGCAGUUUCUGAGUCUUUCAUUAUUUAUCUUACGAAUCACUCAAGCUUAGAAUUUUUCUUGUGCGCGAAUACCGUUGGCACUCAACCAGUAAACGGGUGAUUGUCCUAGGGGCGCCGCAGUCAACACAGGUAGGGGAUUCAAAACCGCGGAGUAGAUAUCCACGGGAGUAUUCGAGAUGGCCGAUCCUGAGGUAGCCCAUUAUUAUUUCUUCUUACCUUAAUCCUCUGCAGCUAGUGGUCUAUUUUGAUUUGUUUUCUUUUUCCUGGAUUAAUUUCUGCUGGUAGCUCCUCCAGGUCUCGUUCCACUGUGUCACCAGCAUGAAUUUGAACUUCAUUACCCAAUCUUUCCGGGGGGGACAGUAUUGGGUUCUUAGUUGGCUUCUGUCACCUAUUCGAGCUGUCCACGAGGUAAUAGCUACUCUUUCGAGCAGAUAAAUAAUGAAACUAAAUAAAAAAAAAUAAACUCUGUUAAAGAUAUUCUUGGCUAGACAUCCGAACGAAAUCCUAAUGAUUACCCACAUGUUUGGAUCGAAACCUCGGUUAACCCAAUAAAGGGUCUUGUUUAGAUUAGGUCCGUC